AGCUUACAAGCGUCAGUGGUAUUGGUGGAUCGUUUUGAGCUUGCGACUAAUUUCACUAUAAAUUAAAGUCUUUGGCGAAAAUUUCGCACAUAAUAUUAGUGACCAGUGACCGGCACACAUCUUGCUUAGGAGGAUUACAGCUGUGUGUGCAAGGGGUGUAUGUGUGCUGUUGGUGUGUUUGUGUGUGGGUCUGAGUGACGUAUUUCCGCCGGAAGGAACAUUGAGGUUUCAAAGAGUGCAUUUGUGUGUGAAUUUAAAUUAUUUCCGGUUUCUAAAACUGGCGGGUUCCAGUUAGAAUCUUUUAAGUGAACAUUAACAAUUAAGUGUGUGUGACUCAUCUUGUUGGAAGAACUUUCACCGGAGAAGGAUUGGCAAAAAUAAACUGUUUCGUUAAAACUCCCCAUCAAAAUCAUAAAACAAACGAUGAAACGUGUUGGAUUGCUGCUGCUGGUGACGAUCGCGAUAGGAUUGACCGAGGCUAGAAUUCUACCGAAUCGAGGCAAACAGGUGAAAGCCUACGCGUACGUGCUGCCAGCCGGUGCCGAGGAGAUACGUGAUGACAUUAACCAUUCAUUUGUAUGUGCGAAUCGAACCGACGGAUUCUACGUUGACGUUGAUAAUGACUGUCAGAUUUUUCACCGCUGCCAGGACCGAGCCCGUUUCAGUUUCAUUUGUGCUGAGAAGACCGUUUUCAGCCAAAUGUAUCAAACAUGCGUGCACGAAGGCCAGCUAGGCUUCCCGUGCGAAGACUCGCCCAUGUUCUUCCCCGAGGGCGAACAGCAGCAACCUGAAGGGGCAACUACGGACGUGGAAGAGCCGGUGCCACCAAAGGCUGCGAUGCCUUCGCAGGAACUGCUUCCACCGAUGGAACCAGUGGCCGAUGGUGCAGCAAGUCAGAACGAGGACGAAGCAGAAAAGGUGGGACUGCUGAACAUGCCCGUGUUGAGCGAUAACUUUGUGCAUAACUACGAUCACCAGCAGAUGCACGACGAUACGUUCGAUCCUGUUGAGGAGAUCGACAACACGGCACAGGAGGUGAUCGAUGGACAGGUCGCUGAGGUGCAAGCUUCGGAAGUUGCUGCAGAAGAACAAGACAAUACUCAGGAAGUUGAGAUCAGCGAAGAUGAUAACAAAACCGUUGAGGAUAACGAAGAGCAGAGCACUGUACAGGAUGCUGCCGUUGAGUCGAGUGAUGUUGAAGAAAGCGACCCGGAGGUAGUUUUGCUGGAGGACAACCACGUGGACGUUCAGUCGGGAUUGCAAAACGAUGAACAAACCGUCGAAGAAAGUGAACCGGUUGUUCAGGAUGUUCAACAAGAUGAACAACCAACCGAAGCAUUGGAAGUAGAAGCUCCUCAAGACGAACAAACCCAAGAGGACGACUCCAUCAACAAGGUGCAGUCCGACGAAGAAGAGCAAAUGCCAGAAAAGGUCGACGACGCAACAGCAGUCCAAAUCGAGGAAGCAAACCCGGAAGUGACAAACGAAAUCGAAUCACAUGAUGCGACUCCCGUUUUGGACAACGAAGUGGUUUCCGAAAUUGAACUGAGCGACGCCAGUCACGAAAUCACCGACGAGAGGGUCAGCGAACCGCUAGUUUUGGCCGAAACUGCCGACAACGAGCAAACCGAAGUGACGCAAGACCAGCCGAGCGAACCCGCCGAAGAGCCGGUGGCGAGUGGGGCCGCCCUUGCCGUAGAAGGUUCCUCGGCGCGGACAGCGGACCUGCCCGAGUUUAUCGUGUCGACGGUGGCGGAUUUGCGAAAGGGAGUGCCGGCGCCACCGCUGAGGAGGAGGAAAACUUUCCUCUUCAAGGCGGACGCCAGAACGUGAGGAAUUAAACGGCGGCUAGCGCGGGCUAGAUAUAGGACAAGGAAGGCAUACACACAGCACGUUGACGUUUGCUUUUUUAGGUUAAGUUUAUUUAUUUUGCGGCCAGUUAGUGAAAAAUCGAGAAAACAAAGUCUGGAAAAUGUU
This is a messenger RNA of Culex quinquefasciatus (southern house mosquito), 1977 nucleotides long. RefSeq names its product RNA polymerase-associated protein LEO1. The coding region runs from base 424 to 1833 and encodes 469 amino acids. Gene Ontology annotation, molecular function: chitin binding. The transcript has 3 exons. NCBI's taxonomy places the organism in Eukaryota, Metazoa, Arthropoda, Insecta, Diptera, Culicidae. The record is from RefSeq and is a predicted model, not a curated record. Gene Ontology annotation, cellular component: extracellular region.